AUGGCCGGCGAGCAGGAACAGGCCCAAGAGGCUGCGGCAGCGCAGAAGGCCUCGGCCACGCAAAAGUCCGAUCCCGACCCUGAACUCGAGCCUGUCGCAACAUCUGCCGUCGCCAACGGGAGCGCGGGGGCGCCCAAGAAGAAGAAGAAGGAAGCCCUCAAGCCCAUCAUAACCACAGAAACUCCCCAGAAAAGACACGAGAGACGCUACUGGGGUCGAAACACGGGCCUAGCUGUACAGGCGGGCUGCUGCGGCCAGGCGAAGAGGCGAGCAGGCGACUCGAACAGCACCCACGCGAGCGCCGCUCAGACCUAUCAGAACCGGUCAGAGGCAAGGCCUGAUCAUCAUCAGAGGCUGGCAGGCGGUACGCAGGCGGCGGCACACGCUGCAAGCUGCCCAGUGGCAUGCACAUCGCAGGGGGGGAGGAGGCUGUUCCUGUCCAGUCUGCUGCUCCCGCUCAGCUCCACGUCCCCCUAA
Messenger RNA from Verticillium alfalfae VaMs.102, 477 nucleotides. RefSeq lists its product with no specific name. The transcript has 2 exons. The coding region runs from base 1 to 477 and encodes 158 amino acids. Lineage: Eukaryota; Fungi; Ascomycota; Sordariomycetes; Glomerellales; Plectosphaerellaceae. The record is from RefSeq and is a predicted model, not a curated record.